AUGAUGGAUAAUGUUUCAGUGACUUCCAUGUUUACUCUAUCAGGGUUCAGUGGCACAUUCAGCCACAGAGUCACUCUCUUUCUGCUCACCUUGCUGUGUUAUUGUGUGAUUUGGUUGGUGAAUCUGACAAUCGUUUUAACAAUUAUCAUGGAUAAAAACCUCCAUGAACCAAUGUACAUCUUCCUCUGUAAUCUGUGCAUCAAUGGACUUUAUGGGACUGCAGGAUUUUAUCCUAAAUUUCUCCAUGACCUCCUGUCCACCACAUAUUUAAUUUCUGUUCCUGGAUGUUUUCUGCAGGGUUUUGUGAUUCACUCCUCAGCCUGUGCUGACUUAUCUCUGCUCGCUCUAAUGGCUUAUGACAGAUACGUGGCUAUAUGUCGUCCUCUAAUGUACCACUCUAUGAUGAAUACAAAAAGGGUCGCUGUUUAUGUAUUUUUUGCUUGGAUUACUCCAUGUUACCUCAUCUUUAUUAGCUCAGUAACAACAGUAACGUCAAGGUUCUGUGGAUCCCACAUACCAAAGAUCUACUGCAUCAACUUGUUGAUUUCUAAGCUGGCUUGUUCUGCCUCAAUAGCUCAGGUUGUUGUUCCUGCUUUUAAUUACACGUUUUAUUUUGGCCAUGCAGCUUUCAUUAUUUGGACUUAUUUUUUUCUGGUCAGAUCCUGCCAAUCAUCCAAAGAGAACAGACAUAAAUUCAUGCAGACGUGUUUGCCACAUUUAUUCACUUUGAUAAUUGUUGUUGGAUCGUUGAUGUUUGAUUUGUUGUACAUGAGAUUUGGCUCACAGGAGUUUUCGGAAAAUGUGAAAAAUUUCAUGUCAAUGGAGAUUCUUGUCAUUCCACCAGUGAUAAAUCCCCUGAUCUACGGUUUCAGACUGACUCAGUUAAGGAAAAGAGUCUCUCAUGUUAUAUGCUGCCGUGGUUCAGAGUUUAGAUAAAGUCAUGAACAAGUGUAGUAAGUCUGUGGUGUGAAAUUUCAUGAAUAGCUAAAUGUAAUUCGUUUAUUUUCUUCUUUAUUAUAUGCUGGUAUUUUAUACAGGUAUUUAAAGCUUUUAAUAGAUUUGUAAAUUGUCACUGCAUUUAAUCUAUUUUUCUUGUCUGUCUAUUCUAAAUGCUAAAAGUCAUGGACGUCUUACCUGGUAGAUGCUGUGGUUAAUUUUGUGACUAAAAUAGGUCUGGACUUUUAAAAUUUAACUGAAUAAUUAUUAAUUAUUAAAAUGUUGUA
Molecule: messenger RNA, 1223 nt
Organism: Xiphophorus hellerii (green swordtail)
Lineage: Eukaryota; Metazoa; Chordata; Actinopteri; Cyprinodontiformes; Poeciliidae
Product: olfactory receptor 5F1-like
Exons: 1
Coding region: 1-936 (311 amino acids)
Biological process (GO): G protein-coupled receptor signaling pathway; detection of chemical stimulus involved in sensory perception of smell
Cellular component (GO): membrane
Molecular function (GO): G protein-coupled receptor activity; odorant binding; olfactory receptor activity
Source: RefSeq, a predicted model, not a curated record